Messenger RNA from Symbiodinium sp. CCMP2456, 1248 nucleotides. The record is from the annotation of a GenBank genome assembly. Lineage: Eukaryota; Dinophyceae; Suessiales; Symbiodiniaceae.
AUGACCUCGGUGUAUCGGCCCCGGCUUUGGGGGGAGCUGUUUGAGUGCUUCUCUGAAAUCGGUGCCCUGUCCUCUGCGGGAGCUCCCCUGCAGCGGACUCUGUCCGAUGCAUUACAGGCCACGCGGUUCGGAUUCGCCUUGACCUUUACGCACCGAGGAGUGCGACUCGGGGACAGCCUGGCCGACGUGUUGUUUGCCUUUACGUUCAGUGCCCAUGUGGCGUCUGCCGAACGGGCCCGAGCCGCUGCCAACUUAUCCUCCCCGAAGCGGAAUGUGUUCUCGUGGGUCCGGGCAGACGACUUCGUGCAGAUGUCCACACAGUCAUGCCGACGGACCCUGACGGAUCGUGUCACUAUCUUUACGGAGCAGGCGAAGUCUGUUGGAAUCCAGGUUGCCUUUGCAGCCGAUCAGACAGCUUCCAUGCUGUCGAAUGUUGAGGACCAGAAGCCUCCCGUUUGCGGCGAUCCGGAUGUUCGUUCUCUUUCCUUCCGCAGUGCCGUUUCUGGCAGGUGGCAUCGUCUUCCAAUUGUCGAUGCUGAUCGUCACCAGGGUGGAAUCGCGACCGUCUCGGGCACUCCUGUUCCGGAGGUCUGUUCUCGACAUUCAUUGGCCAUGAUGUCGAUCCGGCCGCUCCGGUUCAGAUUGUUCCCUGCCUACGGCAUUCCACAGAGGACCCGCAGUCAUCUCUUGCGGUCCCUUGCGGUGCCCCAAUAUUCUUUCGGCGGUGCUGCACUCCAUAUGCAUGCUGCCAUCCACAAGCAGUUGUGGGCGAAGCAUUACAUUGCCCUGUGGCGCAACCUGUGGCGCCGGGGCAAGGACGAAUUGUCUCGCCACAGCUUUGCCGUUCUUGGGCCUGCAGGGGCACCACCCCCUCCGUUGGCGCUGCUUGGCUUGGUUGCGGAAGACGUCGCACAUGUGUCUCAGCAGACUGCACGGACGUUGCUGCACAGCGCCGAGCCGGUGACCUUCCUGGUCGAGGCGGUACGGGACAACCCUCGGUGGUGGGUCAAGGAGGUUUGGGAGGUCGAGCGCUCUGAAAGGCUGCGAGGCAGCAGGCAUAUCAAAGGAGGCGCAUGGGACGCGUUUUCUGCCGCCCUGCCUACGUACGAUGCAGGCAUAUAUGGGCCCUUCCCUGUCACAGCCGAUGAGCGACUGGAAUGGCUCGGCGAGGAUCUUGAUGUUGGACUUCUGUCACGGAUCUUCAAACCUGAUCGGAACCUUUCUGCGCCUGGGUCGAGUCCUUCGUAG